AUGCUGUCAGUUGUUCACACCAUGACGGACGAAGAUAAGGCCACUGCCUCCCGCCCCACUGGUGAGAACGGGCUCAAGGGCCGGCCAUCUCCAAUUGAACUGCCAAAGGUCCCUGAGAAUGGGGCCUUGUCAGGGGACAAGGCGCCCCUGGCGACUCCACAGUUCACUGCCACCCCGACCUUCAACAGGGCCUCCAGCCAAACUCCUCGGACGCCUCGGACGCCGUCCCUUCGCCGGUCGUCAACGUUUGUUGAUAAAGUAGCAGAGGUAAAGGAGGAAAAGUCGGCCGCAGUUGAGUCGGAGCCGCUCACCGAAGCAGAGUCGAAGCAUCGUCUUGCAAUCGACGUCCCCUUCCUAGGCAGGGUAACCUGGGAGGAACUGCGAAAGCAGGCAAUAACCUGGCUCAAGGAGCCCCUCAACAUUGCGCUCCUGUUCUGGAUCCUGGGGGUGGUUGUGUCGGGCGCGAUCCUGUUCUUCGUGAUGACGGGCAUGCUCAACGCGCAGCUCAGCAAGAGCCAGCGCAACACUUUGUUCGAGAUUUGCAACCAGAUCAUCAACGGGCUCUUCACGCUCAUGUGCAUCCUAGUCCACCCGAUCCGCCUGCAGCACGCUAACCGGUUGUACCGCUGGAACGAGAACGACAUCAGGAAAAUGCGCAAAGUGUACUGCAAGGGCAACGUGCGCAAGCCCAACGAGUGGAAGCACAUGAGUGUCGUCGUCUUCUUCCUCAACAUGAACUGCUUCUCCCAGUAUGCCCUUGCCGGCCUGAACUGGGGCUACUCGAGGCACGACCGCCCAGCGAUCGGCGUCGCGGUCACUCUCUGCGCCGCCAUCGGUUUCAGCAUUGCCGCCAGUAUUUAUCUCAUCGUCAGUCCCUUGGGGAAGACGUAUGACUAUGUUGAGAUGGAAGAGGAGGUAGAGGGGGGCAAGCUAGCGCGCCGAAUGUCGAUGGUGCAGCGGGAGGAGCGAACGGUGGGGAUCGUCACGGACCCGCAAUGGCACGGGCGGACGUUUGGGUGCCUGGACAACAAGAAGGUGUGCCUCCUGUCGUUCACGUUCUGCUUCUGCGUCUUCGGCCACAACAUGGAGCGCCUCGGCCUGGGCAACGGGCUCGUUCACACCGUCUCCUUCAUGCUCUUCUGCUCCGCCCCGUUCCUCGUCUUCACGCUCGCUGCCGGCAACCUCGACGGCAACGUCCGAAACGCGCUCACGAUCACUGGCGCCAUCCUGUCUGUGUGUGGUCUCAUGUACGGCGGCUACUGGCGCACGCAGAUGCGCAAGCGCUUCAAGCUGCCGCCGAAGUCCUGGGCCACUAAGUGCAAGACGUUCGGCGACCUCGUCUCGUGGCUGAUUGUCCCGUGCUGCUCUCUCGCCCAGGAAACCCGGACCGCCGAGUUUUACGACAUCGAAGAGGCCGCUUUCAUCCGACGCCCCGGGCAUUUCGGCGUGGGUUAUCCGCUAACCCAGGAGCAGAGCCAGCGGGACGAACACGGGCUGCCGAAGGAAGGCACCGAACUGGCGAUGCAGAGUUUCAAGUCACAAACGAGUAUGAGCAGCCCGGCCCCCAGUCAGUCUAGCUUGUCGCCGGGUUACAUGCCAGGACAGGUUACCGGACAACCAGGGCCGAUGGUUGCGCCGCCCACACAGGUUGCACCGAAACGGGAUGAGUUGAGGGAAGGGGAUGAUCAGGUGUGGACGGUGGAUGCGGACAAGAAGGGCGGGCUUUGACCGGACGCUUAGGUUGUAUUUAUCGAAGGGUUGUCGUGUAAGUGUCUUGUCAACGUAGCGCGACUGUGUGUCUAUCGAGAGGGUUCUUGUUGAGAAGGGUUCUACUGCGGCCGAUCUUGGGCUUCUUUGGAAUAAGCAACUGGCGGCUAGCAGCAACGCAAAUAAUUACGAACAGGACCGUUGCUUUCUCGUGAUUGCAGCUCUGCAAUAAUUGGUUGGUCUUAGCAGUGCCUUGAUGAUAAGAGAGCCUGCGGGCUGUUGAUAUAGACAAGCUGAACGCCUGAUCUGCCGUUGCAGUAUGUCUCAAUCGUCAAUUUGUUGCAAUAGGAUCUUGUCGAAUGCACCCAGCC
This is a messenger RNA of Klebsormidium nitens, 2078 nucleotides long. NCBI's taxonomy places the organism in Eukaryota, Viridiplantae, Streptophyta, Klebsormidiophyceae, Klebsormidiales, Klebsormidiaceae. The record is from the annotation of a GenBank genome assembly.